Molecule: messenger RNA, 1353 nt
Organism: Eleginops maclovinus (Patagonian blennie)
Lineage: Eukaryota; Metazoa; Chordata; Actinopteri; Perciformes; Eleginopidae
Gene: rac2
Product: Rac family small GTPase 2
Exons: 7
Coding region: 258-836 (192 amino acids)
Biological process (GO): cortical cytoskeleton organization; establishment or maintenance of cell polarity; small GTPase-mediated signal transduction
Cellular component (GO): cytoplasmic vesicle; cytoskeleton; cell projection
Molecular function (GO): protein kinase binding; GTP binding; GTPase activity
Source: RefSeq, a predicted model, not a curated record
GCUUCUUUCUCUCUUUGCAUUUCACACAUUUGAUCAGACAUAUACAUUGCACGCUGCUUGCAUAACUUAUACUUUUCUAAAGAACAGAGAAACAACAGAGCCGGAAGACGAGAUUGGUGCAGAAAUGAAGGAACUGAGGCGGUAAAGGGAGGGGGUAAGGGAGGUGUGUAACAGUUUCCUGUAGUUGCUGAUCUCUGAGUCUUCCUCUUUGACGUUCUGUCACAGUGAAGAGCACAGACGGAGCGGAGCGGAACAAGAUGCAGGCUAUCAAGUGUGUGGUCGUGGGAGAUGGAGCUGUGGGAAAAACAUGUCUGCUCAUCAGCUACACAACCAAUGCCUUCCCCGGGGAGUACAUUCCUACUGUCUUUGAUAACUACUCAGCUAAUGUGAUGGUGGACAGUAAGCCUGUCAACCUGGGCCUCUGGGAUACAGCUGGACAGGAAGACUAUGACAGGCUCCGCCCCCUGUCCUACCCCCAGACGGAUGUUUUCCUGAUCUGCUUCUCCCUGGUGAGCCCGGCCUCCUACGAGAACGUCAGAGCAAAGUGGUACCCGGAGGUCCGUCACCACUGCCCCUCCACACCCAUCAUCCUGGUGGGCACUAAGCUGGAUCUGAGGGACGAGAAGGACACCAUCGAGAAGCUGAAGGAGAAGAAGCUGGCACCAAUCACCUACCCACAGGGCCUGGCUCUGGCCAAGGAGAUAGAUUCAAUGAAAUACCUGGAGUGUUCGGCUCUGACCCAGCGCGGUCUGAAGACGGUGUUCGACGAGGCCAUCCGGGCCGUGCUCUGCCCCCAGCCCCCCAAGGUCAAGAAGAAGCCCUGCUCACUGCUGUAAAUGGACCAGAAACAGUAAAGGAAGAGAGACUCAGACUGAUGACCCGACUAUAAAGAAGAAGAUUAAACAGUUCUGUUAUGUGUAUAGAAAACUAGAUUUAAAAAAAAGAAUAGAAAUUGUGUCGUUGUGAUGAAUAAGUAAAACACCUUUCUGUACAGCAUGAUUUGAAACAAAUGAGUUAUGGACAAGAAAGAAUCCAUCAGUAAAGCAUAGCAAUUCAUCAGAACAUAUCACUCAAAGUGGACACAACAGAGUAAAGACGAUAACCAUAAAGAUGUAUCCAGUGCAGCAAAAGUCCGACACUGAUCCCAGCAGAAAGUGUUAACCUGUAUUAAUGCAAAGACAGUGUUGUAAUAAGAGAAGUUGUUCUACCAAUAUUGUUUUGAGAGUGUUUAAAACAGCAAAAUAAGGAAGGUUUUUGUAUGAGCAGAGAGCAGAACAAUGUGGUAUUUGAAUAAAACUAUAACAAACCUAUUAUUUGUUGUGAUGUGAAAAUAAAAUACAUUUUAUCAAGAAA